This is a messenger RNA of Ilex paraguariensis (yerba mate), 1430 nucleotides long. Lineage: Eukaryota; Viridiplantae; Streptophyta; Magnoliopsida; Aquifoliales; Aquifoliaceae. The record is from the annotation of a GenBank genome assembly.
AUGGAGGCGUCGUUUGUAUCCAAAGCGAGGACGGCCUUUCAUUCCGCGGCAGCUAAAGCGGAGAGAGUCUUCACGGAUAUUAAAAAAUCUGAUUUAAUUACCACCGAUCGAGAUUCUGAUAAACAAUGUCCGAAGACAUCAAAAACUGAUUCCUCUAACAACGAGGAUGUGUCCAAGGGUGGGCAUGAAGUGAAAAAUUUGAAGUCGCCAAUAAAGAUAAAGCAGGAUUGGCACGAGAGAUUCAAGAACAUAAGAAUAGGCAAGAAAGAAGUUCAAGAUAUUAAUAAAGCUGAAAAUUCAACGAUGUCUUUUGCUAUUUUUGAUGAAAAUUUAUACCUGGUGAGCUCGGGAGAUGUUUCCCAAUCAAAGGGUUCAAAAUCGGGUUCCUCGGUAGAAAGUUCGUAUGCCUCAAACACAGAUUGUAUUCCUCCAACAGCUGUCAUGAAGCAAUUGGCCAUAGCUGUUGAGGCUGGGAAGACAUAUAAGACUAUUAAAGAUCUUCUGGCAUCAUCCAGAGAUUCUUCACCUGUCAGGGAGAGGGCUGCCUUGAAUUUCUCUGCAGUGAAGUCGUUAGUGCUACGUGAAAAGGAAGAUAAAUUCACCACUGAGUUUGGUGCUGAUGAUAAAAUCCUGUCGUUGAUCAAUUCACUGCUUGAUGCAGAAGGACAUUUUACUGGGAGUAAGGCCGGCUCUGGUUUGGAUAAACUUUCAAACAUCACAUCUUUGCCUAACGAUAUUCAUGGUGCUCCUCCUGAAAGCUUUCUUGUUAAGCUUUCUGAAGCCAUUGGAAACUUAAAAACCCUGAGGAAAAUGGCUUUGUUUUGGUGCGGGGUUGUUGCUGAACUGAGAAGACUCUGGGCUGAAGAGCAACAUAUUCCUGGCAUUCCACCAGAUGAGAUUCCAGACUUGAAAUCCUGUCUUUUGUAUCAGCAGUUGCAGGUUAUCAACUGUUGUCUCUCCAGAAAAAGGCGCCACUCUGUUGCCACUGAAGUAUUAGAUUCUGUUGAAAGGCAAGCCAGUUCAAAUGUUGAAGCACCAGCUGCUUCUGAAGGCCCAACCCCUGAAAGUUCUACUUUAUAUGCUAGAAUUAGUACUGGGGAACUUGUUCUCCGGAUGGGAGCUGAUAAAGAAUCUGAUAAUUUAACAAUGCUGGAAACUGGUGAACUUAUUUAUACCCCUGUUAUGCAGGAAGGGCCUCUGCUAACAGAAGAUCUUAUCAAGGAAACAGAGGAAUUUGUACUACGAACUGGGAGUGUUGGUGCUGGAUGUUCUCAGCUUCUCUCUGACAUGCAGGCCUUUAAGGCUGCAAAUCCUGGUUGUGUAUUAGAAGAUUUUGUAAGAUGGCACUCCCCCCCUGAUUGGAUGGAAGCUGAGGCAAGCAAUGAAGCUAAAGAAACCAUUGAAGGCGGGAUUUUUAUCGUGUGCAAGAG